AUGAGUCGACGAGUCUCUGUUGUUGACCUCACUUCGGCACGGGUACAUCCCUCCUCUCAUCAUCAUCAACAAGUUCCGUCAAUACCUUCUGUCUCCCCACCUUCCUCAUCCUCCAGCUCCCCAGAACCCCACACGAUGGCUCGGGGUACCAAACGAAAACGCCGGGACGACGAAAGUCGUCCUCAUAGCUCAGCUCCAUCAAACCACCCACAAAGUCCUAUCGAGUCUAUCGACCUGACUGAAGUCGAGGGCUCUUCCGCUCUGGCAAAAGCACUUGCAAAGCAGCGUGAAGAUGCCGUCAAGGCGCAACCGACCGAGGAAGCAGACGCGGCUCGUUCUAUGCUGACUGCAUACCAAUGUCCUGUUUGCAUGGACUCACUAGAGGAUGCCACCAGCACUUCAUGUGGUCACCUCUUCUGUCAUAAGUGCAUCGUCGAAUACCUUCAAUCAAUCGACGAGCAACGUGCCGAGCAAGGAAAGCAAACCAAGGGAACAUGUCCGGUGUGUCGAAAGACUAUUACUCGGAAUGAGUCGAGUGGACCUCGCAGAAGCCUCAUUCCGUUGAAGCUCAAGGUGACCACAAAGAAGAGGCGACUGGUCAGUCCUAAUAAAGCAUGA
Molecule: messenger RNA, 618 nt
Organism: Penicillium brasilianum
Lineage: Eukaryota; Fungi; Ascomycota; Eurotiomycetes; Eurotiales; Aspergillaceae
Source: the annotation of a GenBank genome assembly